CGCUGUGUAGCCGGGUGCAGGUGGUGGAAGUGGUGGUGGUGUCGGUGGAGGUGGAGGAUAACCACUCGCUCUGUCGUGACUCGUCGGUUAGCAGCCUCUCGCCUCUUUCCUGCUGCCAGGCAGCAUCGCUAGGGGGUCUUUUGCCUCUAAACAUGUUCCGAAACCCUUGGAUUUCUGGUUACCAUGUCAGCCAUGUGCAGCACUGCAGCACAGGAUUUCAAUCGGAGGCUCAGAGCAAACUUUGUAGCUCGACGUCAUUGCCAACAGAAGCCUUAAGUUUUCAGAGUGACUUCUCCUUGAGUCCCAAGACCACUUUGGUCAAGAGUCUUUCGGACACAGAUGCCAAACUUCUGGUCGUCCUUCCCAAAGUUUCAGAGUUGAAGAAGUACUUUGAGGGAGCUCUUCCAGCAGACUUAGAAAUGAACAGGAAGGAGAGGAUUGCACGGCGUCUGGAGGGGAUUGAAGGUGACGCUCCACCAGCCCUGUUGCCGGGUGGCUUGGUCGCCAACAGGAUGCUGGAGGAGGACCCCCCACGGUACACCAGGGCCUCGGACCCCUGUGAGCCAUGCGUGAUGGUGAGGCGCUUCAGUCGAGAGGAGCUGGACACACCCCAGAAGCAGGUGACAUCCCCGCAGAGGCAAACCAAAGGGAGCCGCCAGGAGGCGAUGUUGGUCUACGUCGACCCAGUUACUCUAUCCACCUCGUCUACACCCACAUCAGCCCCCUCAGACCCCAACAGCCUGAGCUCCAAGGCCGAGCGCAUCGCCCGCUACAAAGCAGAGCGCCGCCGGCAGCUGUCGGAGCGAUACGGCAUCCUGCUGGACCAGGAGGCAGACAUUGAUUACGCUCCACGCUACCGCUCCAGACUUGACGCCUCUGACAGGCAAAUGUCUGGAAGGCGAAACAGACCAGAAGUGGAGGUGACAGAACGUGGUGAAACCAGGGUGCCAUACCGCUCUGGCGUGGGCACGGUUUACUUGAGGACUCACCCGGAUGCUUCACCUGCAGAUGCACACAUCCCUGCCAGCAUAGCUGCUCCCCAAGAGGGCAAAUUCGCAGAGCGGGAAAGAACAAUGAACAUGGAAAACUCCAGGCGAGGUGGUGCUCAAGAACACCCUUCUCGAUUGAGGGCCCACGAUCAGCAUUAUGUGCCUCGUUCACAGCAGCAACAGCAACAACAACAUCCACCUCACCACCACCACCACCAUGUAGACACAACCCACAGUGAGCCAAGCCCUGCCUCCAGCAGGGACUACAGCUUGGCAACGGUGCCCAGCUCACCUCGCACUGCCCGCCGGGCUUCACUGCCGUCUGCCCGCUAUGGCAUUUCACCUGGGGAUUUGUUCAUAGAGCAGCAGGCACAGAGCAUCCUCAACAGGCAAGGAAUCCGAGUAAGAGAAUGUUUAUCCAGGGAUGAAGGUAUGCAGAGGCCUCCUGAGCGGAAUGCAGACAGACCUCAGAGACAUCGUACUCAGGAGAUCCCGCUUCCUCACUUCUCAGAACCCGACCCUCAAAGGCCUAUUCCUCAACCUAGGCCCAGACCAGAUGCCCACCCUCUCCCAGCCCAAGAAUAUCAACACACUCACCUUGCCGUUGAACACCAGAACCAGCUAGCCAUGCCUGUGUCCCCCGGAAAAUUACCAGGACCCCCAGAGGUCCAACCGCGAAGGAGAGUGAGUGCCGACCAGAUCUACGCCGCCCACAAGGAGGCCAGACUGGAGGCCAGCCAAGCUUUGAAAGAAGAAGUCCAAACAGAAGGUCUACUGAAGAGCAGGAAAGCUGUGUUGCCCUCAGAGAUCCGCCGCAGGGAAAAGAGUGUGGACGAUCCUCACAGGGGACAGAACGACCACAUGGAAUGGCAGAACUACAGACUGGAGCAAAGACAAGCAAGUCACAAGGAAGAAGACGGGGAUGUGCCGAGAGAGCGAGGCCGGGACAGGAAUAUUGAGAAGAUCCAAGAGAGAGGGAGGCACCGUCACUCAGGCCAUGAGACUCAGGAGGACAGAGUGUUGAGAUGUUCAGAAUCGCUGAGACACCCAGAUUCUCUAGUGCAGCAUUUCCACACAGAAACCAGAACUAGACAGCAAGUUCCUCAGGUUCUACAAGAAGAUUCCCAUAGGCAGCAUCAGCAUGACCCCUUAAAGCAGCCUCAGGAGCAAACACCGGAACACGAAGAGGUGGAAAGGCAAGAUUCUGGUUUGAGACUGGAGGAGUCUCAAACGCAGCAGGAUCAGUCACGCCAGCUGAGAAGCGACUCUGCUGUUUACCUCCAGAAGGGCUCUUCUCUACCUCAGGCUAAACACAAGAGUACAGAGUCCAGCGGAGGGCCCAAACUUAAGACCCGAACACGCUCCAUGUCAGACAUCGGAAUAAGCCAGCAUUCCGUUAGGUUCCAUACGGAUAGGCCUUCGGCGACCUGGGAGAACUCCAGGGCCAUGCCUCUGCCAGGGGUGGGAAAUGGCGAGAUGGGCACCUUGGACACCCGGGUGUCGGUGGCCCAGCUGAGGCACUCGUACCUGGAGAAUGCCAACAGGAAGCCUGACUUUGAGAGCACCCAAUCAGCGAUGGAGGCGGAUGCUGCCAACAGCAAUGACCGGGACCGUGAGCGGGGGGCUCGGAGGCCCCGGCGCUACAUCACACCAGGAGACGGACGUAUGUCAGAAAGGUGCCGGACACAGCCCAUCACCUCUGCAGAACGUCUGGAGACUGACAGAUCUCAUCUCAGUCCAGCACCGCUACAAGAUGCUGAAGGUGAAUUCAUGGAUGAAGAAAAACUGGAUGAGAGAGCGAAGAUGAGCGUGGCCGCCAAGAGGUCGCUUUUCAGGGAGUUGGAGAAGACGUCAGAAGGAGGCGUUCCCAAGCCACGCUCACGUAACGUGGCCGUAGAACGUCGUCUGAGGCGUGUUCAGGACCGCUCGCAUACUCAGCCUGUCUCCAUCAAAGAGGUGGUCAGUGCUUCCAGUGCUCCUACUACACCAUCACAUGCUAUGGAAGGCCACACCACCACCACCACUUCAAGUCUUGUCAGCACCAGUGUGACCACUUUCAGCGUCCAGGCCUCCAGCCAAGCAGUGCAGGAGCCCCAGGAUGAGACACCCAAAGAAGAUACUCCAGGUGAGGACAUGCAGGGAGACGACUUGUCCACGCUCAGCUUGGCCGAGAAGAUGGCCCUCUUCAAUAGGCUGGCCCACUCGGAGGACAAAUCGCCUGGAAUGGCACGAGGAGGGGACACCCGGCAGCGCCGUGCUCACACCCGCUUUCAGACGCAGCCCAUCACUCAGGGGGAGGUAGAGAAGGUGACCGAGCCUCCUGUCAGCCACCCUGAGUCCAAACAGGAAGAACAUUUGAAACAAAGCAGCCAAAUCAAACUGGAGCCCCUCCCCGCCUCUGUGGUCCGCUCCGUAGCAGCUGCCACCUCCCAAGCCUCCGUUACCACGGUAACUAUGACGCCAGGAGGCAGCAGCGGCAGCAUCAUUACUGGCGGAGGGAGCAUGACCCCCACCUCCAUCCCUCACGUCCCCGCUCAUCAACAGUCUCCCGGCACCGCUAGCAUCCACCAGGAGAGGGCGCCGAGGUAUUUCUCCAUGACCCAGACUAGAGACUCCGGCCACUCUGAGCUGGAGGCAGACUCCUCCCCUCUCCUCAGAGAGAGCUCAGAGAGGCUGGGGGCUCUCCCUGCUUGCAGACAUCAGGGGGAGGACGAGGAGGAGGUAAGGGAGGGAGUUGCAAACCAGAGCAAGCAGGACCGGCACUCCCAAGACAAGGACAGCCGGGAGAGGAAGCAGGACACCUGUGAGCAUCCUCAGCCUCGACAUUUGGCAGCCGAGUCGGAGACGCAUCCCGGCCGAGUAGCCCUCGGACAGGAGGGUGAAGAGGAGGGUGGUCACGGCAGUACUCGGAUCCAAGUAGGACUCUUAGAUUCGGACCUCCCGGCAUCACUGAGGCCUGCCAUCACCGAAGUGUCCUCCAGGACGACGUAUCACGUGUCCAGCAUCCAGCAGACACAUCCUGUCCUCCAGCCUCCCCCAACUCCUCCCAAACUCUUCUCGGAGCUUCCAAAGCCCCAGUUGUACAUCCAGCCACUCCAGCCCCUGCCCACAUAUCCCAUACCGUUGACUCAAUCCCCACAAAGCCAGCACAAACCUCAGGAACUGUUCCAGAAGCCCAGACUCCAGGUGCCUCCACCGACACCACCCAAACCUCAGUGUUUCCCCCAGACGCUGGUCAGGUCACAGACACUGCCCCAAGACCACAGCGACGACUACAACAGGCUCAGCGUCUAUUCGGGAGACCUGCUGUCCCCCACGGGUCCUGGGGAUCGUCUGUUUUACGGCAUGUCCACCAAACAGAUGUCCAUCAAGGAGAGAGUGGCACUGCUGAAGAAGAGCGGCGAGGAGGACUGGAAAAAUAGGAUCAACAAGAAACAGGAAGUGGUGAAGGUGGCGUCCGCCGAGCAGCAGACUCAGCAAUGGGAGGCGCAGCAGACCCACCAGAAGAAGGAGGAAGCGGUGGUCGUCCACGACUACUCCUCUGUGUCUGUGUCAGAGCAGCUGUGGGAACCUGUCUUUUCCUCCACUUUCUCUCCUCCUUUCUCCCUCGGCCAAAAGUGUCAGUACAGUGACCACCACGCCCAGAAGUACAAGGUGGGAGAGGAAAGCGAGGCCCAGAUGACCAUUGAGGAGAGGAAGCAGAUGAUCUCCAUCCGAGAGGACGCCUGGAAGACAAAGGGGAAGGGAGCGGCCAACGACUCAGGCCAGUACACCGUGGCCGCACGCAUGGUCAAGAAAGGCCUGGCUGCGUCCUCCUCAGUCAUCAGCCCCAUCUUGUCGCCAGUCUCCACCAAGCUCAAGAGUGGCAUAGCGGCUGUUGGCAAACCUCAAGAAGAAAUUGAAGCCAGGGCCGACAUGGAGUCAGACAAGAAACUUGACAAGUUGGAGACCUUCCUUGGACGUCUGAACAGCAAAGUGGCAGACCUGCAGGAGACCACUCUAACAGUCACAGAGAAGGCUGUGAAGGAAGUGAUGAAGAUUGACGAUGAGAUCUUCUCCAAGUUCUAUCGCCACGUCGCUGACUUCCCUCACAUCCCCACCCGGAUCGAGCUCAGCGAAGACUUUGACGCCAUAUUUGGUUCUCAGUACGGUCCCAAGCUGACGUCGGCCAUGGUGCAGCACAAGCGCUCGGUACGUCCCUCCAGGAACGUCCAGGCCUCCAGGAACCCUCUGAAGAUGCUGGCUGCCCGGGAGGACAUUCGACACGAGUACACUGAGCAGAGGCUGAAUGUGGCCCAGCUGGAGAGCAAGAGGAUGUCCACCGAGAAGAUGACUAAAAGCUCAGAAUACUCAGAGGCUGCCCUGGCAGGUCUGGCCAGUAAGGAGAACUUCAGCAGUGUGAGUUUGCGCAGCGUCAACAUCUCAAAGCAGAUGUCCAACAACAGUGCCGUCCCAUACAAGAACCUCAUGCUGCUGCAGGUGAAAGGCCGUCGCCACGUUCAGACACGACUAGUCGAGCCCAGAGCUUCGUCGCUGAACAGUGGGGAUUGUUUCCUGCUGGUGACGCCUGAGCUCUGCUUUGUGUGGAUAGGAGAGUUCUCUAAUGUCAUCGAAAGGGCAAAGGCGAUGGAUCUGGCCACGUUCAUCCAGACAAAAAAGGACCUCGGCUGCAGGGCCACAAAGGUGCAGACCAUUGAGGAAGGGGUCAACCCCCAGUGUCCGGAUUCCCAACAGUUUUGGACGAUUCUAGGGGGACAGACCUCCUACCAAACUGCCGGUCCACCAGAGGAGGACGAGCAUUUUGAAAACGCAAUUGUGGAAACCAACUGCAUCUUUCGUCUGCUGAAUGACAAACUAGUCCCCGAUGAUGAUGAAUGGGGGAAGGUCCCUCGCUGCUGUCUGCUGGCAUCCAAAGAGGUGCUGGUGUUGGACUUCGGCAGUGAGGUGUACGUGUGGCAUGGCAAAGAGGUGAAGCUGGCCCAGAGGAAGGUGGCCUUCCAGCUGGCCAAACACCUCUGGAACGGCACCUUUGACUACACCUGCUGUGACAUCAACCCGCUGGACCCUGGAAGCUGCAACACCCUCAUUCCCAGGAAGGGCCAAGGUCGACCCGACUGGGCCAUAUUUGGUAGGCUGACAGAGCACAACGAGACCGUCUUGUUCAAAGAGAAGUUUGUGGACUGGACUGAAGUGAAGCCGCCGUCGCCAACGGAAGGCAGCGAGCUGGUACCAGAACAGCAGAAGGUUACAGGCCGGGAGUGCCGGCCGUACGAUGCCAGCCUAAUGCUGCCGCUCCUCCAGUCAUCCAUUGCCACCAUCUUGGAUGGCGUCAACGUUGGCCGCGGCCACGGCUCUGUGGAGACGGAGGACCACAUGAGGACUCAGGAAAUCAGCACCGUUUCCGUGGAUGUGUGGCACAUCCUGGAGUUCGACUACAGCCGCCUACCGCGCCAGAGCAUCGGACAGUUCCACGAGGGGGACGCCUAUGUCGUCAAGUGGAAGUACAUGGUCAGCACGUCAGUGGGACGUAGACACAACCCGGAGGUGAGGAGCACAGGACCCGGCAGGGAGCAGUGUUGUUAUUUCUUCUGGCAAGGCCGACACUCCACCGUUAGCGAAAAAGGAACGUCGGCAUUGAUGACGGUGGAGCUGGAUGAGGAGAGAGGGGCUCAGGUCCAAGUGCAGCAGGGAAAAGAGCCUCCGUGUUUCCUGCAGUGCUUCAAUGGCAGCAUGAUCGUUCACGCCGGCAAGCGGGAAGAGGAAGAGGAGAACAUCCAAAGCGAGUGGCGUCUGUACUGUGUGCGGGGCGAGGUGGCCGCGGAGGGCCACCUGCUGGAGGUGGCGUGUCACUGCAGCAGCCUGCGCUCGCGAGCCACCAUGAUCCUGCUCAGCGUCAACAAGGCCGUCAUCCACCUGUGGCACGGCUGUAAGACCCAGCCGCACACCCGCAGCGUGGGCAACACGGCGGCCCUGAGGAUCAAAGAACAGUGUCCUCUGGAAGCUGGCCUCCACAGCAGCAGCAAGGUGAGCAUCCAUGAGUGUGACGAGGGCAUGGAGCCUCCGGCCUUCUGGGAGGCUCUGGGCCACAAGGACAGGAAAGCCUACGACUGCAUGUUGCAAGAUCCAGGAAAAUUCAACUUCACUCCAAGGCUCUUCCAGCUGAGCAGCACAUCAGGAGAGUUUGUGGCCGCAGAGUUGUUCCACCCGUCCAGAGCUCCAGACAUUGUCAGCUCACUGCCCUUCCUGCAAGAAGAGCUCUACAGUGCAGCGCAACCCGCAUUGUUCCUGGUGGACAACUUCCAUGAGGUAUACCUGUGGCAGGGUUGGUGGCCUCAGGACAGUGAGAACACUGGCUCGGCUCGCAUCCGCUGGGAUGCAGACAGGAAGUGUGCCAUGGAGACAGUGCUGCAGUACUGCAAAGAGAAGAACGACAAGAAGCCUCAGAAGUCCUACCUGAUCCAUGCCGGACUGGAGCCUCUUACUUUCACCAACAUGUUCCCCAGCUGGGAGCACCGGGAGGAUGUCGCUGAGAUCACUGAGAGGGAGGCAGAGGUGUGCAACCAGAUCAUCCUGGUGGAGGAUGUGUUGGCUCGCCUCAGUCAAAACACCUUCCCUCUGGCUCACCUGCAGGCCCGGCCGCUCCCAGAGGGCGUGGACCCGCUCCACCUGGAGAUCUACUUGACAGACCAGGACUUUGAGACCAUGUGGUAGGUGGAGUGAGGAGGCUUUGGAGAUGAAGAGGGAGGAGUAUGAACGUCUACCAGGGUGGAAACAGGUGAACUUAAAGAAAGCCAAAGGACUGUUUUAAGCACGUUUGACUGAAGAACGAAACAAGAGCACAAAAAGACUUCGAAAGAUGGCAUUCCAGGAAAAGAACAUUUACAUGAAGACUGGAGAUGUACUUCCUGGUCCAUGUUAGGACAUCCCAACACUAAACAUGAUGUUCCGAGAUAGGGACUCGAGUCUACAACUUGGACUUGUUCAAUGUUAUUGCCAACAUUGUGUUAAACUGUUACUGUUCAAAGCAGUGAAAUACAGUUAUGAAUGCCAAAGGAAAGCUUGCAUUGAGUCUUUUCAUGUGUGCAUACAUGCUAAGCGAACAGUAUUUAGCCAAUGACAGUGUGAUCAGCAGGUGGAAAAGACUUGAGACUCGACUUGGACUUGUAGAAAAUGACUCAUGCACAACUCUGCUUGAGUCUCCUCUCAGCACUUAGCCGCCACACAACUGUAGGAUGCUUGGUGUCAGAGUACCAUCUAUGCUGUGCUUUGUGUAUGUGUUGUGAAACCGUAUAAACGCGGUGAGGCCGAUUGUUGGCAACGUAAUUUUAAGGCCUGAUGUUGUCCAAGAGGCUUGGGGAAUCUGUAUAGUGCCUUUUUGUGUUUUGUGUACAGUUUAUACAAAAAAAUUCUAGUGCAUAUUUUCAAAGACUUUCUUUGGGAUAAAAAACCCACAGAGAAUCCAAACUCCUCCUGUGUCUCCUGCUUCGUACAUUAAAGCACUUUUAAUCCUAUAACAGCUGCCU
Molecule: messenger RNA, 8512 nt
Organism: Dunckerocampus dactyliophorus (ringed pipefish)
Lineage: Eukaryota; Metazoa; Chordata; Actinopteri; Syngnathiformes; Syngnathidae
Product: supervillin-like
Exons: 41
Coding region: 153-7700 (2515 amino acids)
Biological process (GO): barbed-end actin filament capping; actin polymerization or depolymerization; cytoskeleton organization
Cellular component (GO): cytoplasm; actin cytoskeleton
Molecular function (GO): phosphatidylinositol-4,5-bisphosphate binding; actin filament binding
Source: RefSeq, a predicted model, not a curated record